Cinclus cinclus is the source of this 5161-nucleotide messenger RNA. It is a transcript of the gene SYTL2, whose product is annotated as synaptotagmin like 2. Gene Ontology annotation, biological process: intracellular protein transport; exocytosis. The coding region runs from base 365 to 4903 and encodes 1512 amino acids. Lineage: Eukaryota; Metazoa; Chordata; Aves; Passeriformes; Cinclidae. The transcript has 21 exons. The record is from RefSeq and is a predicted model, not a curated record. Gene Ontology annotation, molecular function: neurexin family protein binding; small GTPase binding. Gene Ontology annotation, cellular component: plasma membrane; exocytic vesicle.
GUCACAGUAAAGUGUUUGAGAGCUCCUUGGCGAGAGAAGCUGCAAUCAAAGGAAUGUUUUGUUUGUUCUCAAACACUGGAUAUGUUGGGUCAAUGAACUGUUACUCCAGGAAGCAGAGCUGAGAGGACAAACUGAGAAGACAUUAUUGUGAUGACAAGCAGGAAUGCAACACUUCCACAGAAGUCUCUCAUCUAGGGAAACAUGCAGUAAAGCAACCUUUAAACUAGUGACUGUAACCUGGUCCAGGUUUGUCAGUGCCUGCUGAGAAAGUCUUCUAGAACUUUAAAGCAGGAUACAAGACAACUGUCCUCAUCAGGAUCCAGGAUCUUCCCAGACACUUCACCAGCCCUGCACACAGAGCAAGAUGAUUGACCUAAGCUUCCUAACAGAGGAGGAGCAAGAGGCAAUAAUGAAGGUGCUGCAACGGGAUGCAGAGCUUAAAAGAACUGAAGAAGAGAGAGUCAGGCAUUUACCAGAAAAAGUCAAAGACCAUGUUAAGCUAAAGAAUAUGAGUGGGCAGUGGUUUUAUGAGGCCAAGUUGAAGAGGCACAGGGACAAGAUCCAUGGAGCAGAUAUUAUCAGAGCUUCCAUGCGCAGGAAGCCUGCCACCAUUGCUGAAGUGGGUCAGAACAAAACGAGCAAAGCAAAGAUCAGCUGGGUGAACAAUGUUAAUAAAGAAGCCUUCAUGCCACCAGAUCUACACAGCAUUGUGGAACAUCAAGAAGAAGAACAACAGAAAACUGGUUCAAGUUCCAAAGAAGUAACGCCUGUGUUAAAUAAACCAGAGGAAAGACCUGUUAAGGCAACAGUCUCAUCAGUAAGGCAAAGGAGAAACCCAUUUAAUUCCACUGCAUCAGAUGAUAACUUGAACAAUGAGCAAUCAGAGGACAGACCAGCCAUUGUACCUCAGCUGUCAAAGAAGGAAAUUUGUUCACUCUCAGAAGACAGCCCACCUAAAUCUAAUUUACAAAAUGGUGAAACAGAUAAACCUGAGAAGCCUUCUGUAGAACUUACUGAUGAAUCACAGAAGGAAAUAGUUAAGCGUCCUGUCCCAAAAGCUAGGAAACUAAUUCACAAAGCAGCAGAUUCUGUAUCACAAAGAGAAGACCUUGUUCCCAAACCAACCAAGCAGACUGAGAGGAUUAAUGGCAUUGGUACCCCACCCAGGGGAAUUCUGAAGCGUAGCUCAAGCUCAAGUUCCACUGACUCAGAAGUUCGGGUCAGUCAGAUGUUAGAUGUCCAGAAAAAAAAUGGUCUUUCUACUGCAACUAUUUUUGAAGGAGAAGGUAAGAAGAACUCUCUUACGGAAGGAGCAGAAGACUCCACACAAAAUUCACUGGAAAAACUGAAACAAGUGAGGUUUUCAUCUAGCUCAGAUAAAGGAAAACCUCUGCGAAGCCCACAGCUGCACCAUGGUAAAGAAAACGGAGAGCAUGGUAUCUUAAAACCUGACCAAAAAAAGAGUACUGAAAAUUAUGCUGUUCAAUCAGAUUCACUUGGGGAUAAGCAAAUUUCUUCUGCAAAGCCCUUGGGAACCUAUUCAUCAACUUUACAAAUGAAAAUAAUAGAUGGCUUAGAAGAAGACACAUCUGCAUCCAGCCCUUGUGACAGUAACCGAUCAGUCUUCCCGGUGAGUGAAAGCUUCCGGACAAAUACAGUUUCUACCAAGAAACUUGGAACUCCACAGAAGACCUCAAGUAAUAUCCUGUCGAACAGCAAUUAUGAACAGAGUGUUGAUGAGACACAUGAAAAAAAAUCCAACCAGAUCUUGAGCCAUGAAUCAGAGUCACACAAAAACUUUACUGAUGGACAUCAACUUUCUGCUGAAACAGAAGCGUGUGAGGUGUCCAGUACCAAUUCUACAAGUCUUCAACAAGGUAAGCCUGAUCUUGUUGAGGAGAGAGAUGCUAAAACCACUUUCAAACCUGGAAAACAUGUUGAUGGACUCACGAAAGUGGAUGAUGAAUCUGUACCAAAAGUUUUAGAGUGGUUUAAGAGAAGUUCUAGUACUGAAGAUAAGGAACUUGUAUCAAUGAAGUCCCAAGGCAGGGAGCCCAGAGAGGUGGUGGAUGUGUCACUCAGAACAGCAGUUCUUCCUACAGAACACAGUGGGCCUGGCAUGCAUGAAAAAACAGAAGAUACAGAAGAGAGACCAUUUGAAAAGAUUAAACAACAGAGCACUAUUUCAUCUACAUCCUUUACUUUAGAAAACGUGCAGCUGAUAAAGGAGAGGGUGAAGCCUAAGACUGGGGAAGCAAAUGAAAAGCAAAAUGAUAAAUUGCUGACUGAUUUUGAUUGUACAAGAGUUGAAGAAAAAGAACAUGGUCAAGAAAUCAAACAACAAAAUAAAAAAUCAAAUCUCUUGGAACAUCAAGAACAAAAGCUACCAGCUCAGAAAUGUGAAUCGGAGAAAGCAAUACAAGAAAAAAGAAGAAUAAGGGAGAUCAGAGCAUUCUGGGAAAGGGAUCAAACUAUCCCCAGUCAUGGAGGGAAAGAAGUUAGUAUUAAUGCUGAUGCAUCAGGUGGCCGUGCACUGACAGGUCUCAGAGAAAGUGACAAACUCAAACAAUCUGCAGUGUAUCUACCUAAGGCUUUGCAUGAUCAGAGCAAGAAUACAUUAAGAAGUCCUGAACUAAGUUGUGUGAGCCAGGCUUCAAGAAACAAAAGUCACCAGUCUUUCGAAUGUGGAGCAGGCCAUACAUUUGGAAAGCCAGGAGGGACACUUCAAUCUGAUGAAGCUUGUGAAGGUACAGAACUCCUAAAAGCCCGUAACUUGAAUCCCAGAGCUGGUGUUACUUCAGCUUCCUCAAAAAGCAAAGAUAAAGAUGAGAAGGAAACUCUUAAAGAGAAAGCCACUGCUUCUUCCCAACAGAAGCCCAGCUUCCAGGUUUUGUCUUUAAAAGAAAAGAUGAAUGAAAAGUCCACGAAUCAAAUUUUAGAUCCUUCACACUUCCAGAGUCUGAGAAACUUCUGGGAUACUGGAGUUAAAUUCCAGAGCAGCAUUGGCAGGGAAGAUGAUUCUUUGCCAAACAGUACUAGAUCAAUUACCUAUGAAAGAAAAUCAAAGGAAGAUAAAAAAGGUAGAGAUAAUGUGAACAAGCAAGGGUUAAUUCAACAACAAGCCCAAACAUCUGAGAAAGAAAAAAUACAGCAACUAGAUUCUGUGGUACGCAAAAAGUCUGUAGGAUCUCCUAUCCUAAAAGGUCUGAAUGUGACACACGCAAAAAAUACGGACCCUCUCCAGCUGGACAGACGACCAGUUAUCUCAAAAUCCCAGGAAAAGAUGGGUCUUCCAGAGCAAGAAGUUAGAGAACUUAGAGAAAAAAGCAUUAUUUCAUCAAAAGAUCAUCAUGUAUCCUUGCAGCUCCAGUCACCUGGUGAUAAAGAUGCUUUAAAGGAGACAGUAGUAGGUGAUAAACUAUAUUUACCUAUAGAAAAAGAGGAAAACAAGACUACUCCUUUGGAUAAAGAAGUUGCAGAGACUGUGGAUAAAGUUGUUCUACCUAAGGGUGGUGAAGAAGAAUUAAACCCUGUUUUGAUGGCUUUGAAAAGGAGUGCAGAUAGGAAAAAGCCUUCCAAAAGUCUAGAGGACAUUCCAUCAGCCACCUCAAAUAAAGAAAAAAUAAAUAAACCAAAGGAAGAAUUAGUUCUUAGUGCUGAAGAUGGUCCGAAACCUGAUCAGCAUCAAGAGAGGACUGAAAAUGCAGCAGAAAUUUCCACAGUGACUUCACAGCCUGAUAAACUGUUUUCCAACCCUGAAAAACUCAAAGGACUGAGCAAGUCAGUACCCUCAUUCUUACAGGAAGAGAGUGAUGACAGAGAGACAGAUACAGCAUCAGAAAGCAGUUAUUCCUUUGGCAGAAUCAAGAAGAGUCCCAGCUCUCUAACCAAUCUUAGCAGCUCUUCUGGCAUGGCCUCCUUAUCCUCUAUGAGUGGCAGCCUAAUGAGCAUCUACAGUGCAGACUUUGGCAGUGUUGAUGUGAAGGGGAACAUUCAGUUUGCCAUUGAUUUUGUGGAAAAGCUGAAUGAGCUGCACAUCUUUAUUUGCCAGUGUAAAGACCUGGCAGUAGCAGAUGUUAAGCGGCAGCGUUCAGACCCGUAUGUAAAGACCUACCUGCUUCCAGAGAAAUACAGACUGGGCAAACGGAAGACCUCUGUCAAAAAGAAAACUUUUAAUCCAGUCUAUAAUGAAAUACUGCGGUAUAAAAUUGAGAAGGAGCUCCUAAAGAAUCAAAGCCUCAAUAUCUCAGUCUGGCACAAUGAUACCUUUGGGAGGAAUAGCUUCCUUGGUGAAGUGGAGUUGGAUUUGGGAUCUUGGAAUUGGAAUGAUCCAUCCAAUAAGCAGAUCAACUGGUUUCCUCUCAAGCCAAGGACUUCAGCAAUAACUUUUAAUCUAGAAAACAGAGGGGAGAUGAAACUAGCCCUCCAGUAUGUCCCACAUCCAAUUGGAGGAAAGAAGACUCUGUCUACUGGUGAGGUCCACAUCUGGGUGAAGGAAUGCCAUAACCUUCCUCUUCUGAGAGGCAAUAGGCUCAACUCUUUUAUUAAAUGUACCAUUCUUCCAGACACCAGCAGAAAAAGUCGCCAGAAAACAAGGACGGUUGCCAAAACUACAAACCCGGUUUUCAACCACACCAUGGUCUAUGAUGGCUUUAGACCAGAAGAUUUAAAAGAAGCCUGCAUAGAGCUCACAGUCUGGGAUCACAACAGACUAGCAAACCACUUUCUGGGAGGCCUCCGGAUAGGCCUUGGAACAGGCAAAAGCUAUGGAACUACAGUAGAUUGGAUGGAUUCUACUUCAGAUGAAACUGCCCUUUGGGAGAAGAUGAUGAACUCUCCAAACACCUGGAUAGAAGAUACACUACCUCUCAGGAUGCUCAUGGUUGCAAAAUUGACAAAAUAAGAUGGCCCAUCAGCAGAGGAUAUCUUCUACAGAGAUAAGGAUCACUGCCCCACCUGGUUUCAGCAGAUGGUGAUGGAAUACCUACUUUUGGGCACAUCUUUAGGUUGUAACCUAGGACAGUGUUAAAGCUCAUUGGUAUGGUUUUUUUUUGUCCUCAUUCAGCCAUGUUAGAUCUCACCAACAUGCAAUAUGGGCAUGAAGAAUUUAGCUUUUUGAAAGUUCCUCUAGUUGUGAUUGUACAUUUCUAGGACAUGACAG